AUGGAGAGGCUGAAUUCAUCCUCGAGGCCCGCGUUCCCAGGGGAUCUAGAGGCGGAUCUAGAGGCGGAUCGCGACUCAGGAACGAAGCCUAAGUCAGGAACGAAGCCUAAGUCAGGAACGAAGCCUAAGUCAGGAACGAAGCCUAAGUCAGGAACGAAGCCUAAGUCAGGAACGAAACCUAAGCCAGGAACGAAACCAAAGCCCAAGCCCUCUGCCGUCAUCUUUCCGAAGCUCGAAGUCCCUUAUCUAGACACAGCAACUGAUCUAUGUGGCAUUUACAUUGACUGUGUCGACAAAGACGCCGGAAAACCGAAUCAUUUCAUCGUCACCGUCGAGCAACCCGCAUCCAGUUUACGAAAGCACACUCUCACGAAGCGAGUUCGCACACCAAAGGGCUUGAAAGCAUUGCCGUACCCCGAAAGCUCAGAUUUUUACUCUGCGUCCCGCGCCUCGAACACGAAGGAGAUACUCCGCUUCCAGAAUACUAAGGUCGGAAGCACGGUAGUGAAGAGUUUCCCGUCUAUUCUGUCGACCGAGACGUACGGAGGUAACUAUGCAACCGAACACAUAAUCGAGCUCCAAACUAUAGGUCUUUUUCGCGAUUGGGCGAUAAAGCGAGAUCCAAAGCUGGAGACCUUCUUCUACAAGGAGUGGGACAAAAAAAGUACGACGGCCAUAAUUCAAGGCAGGACCAAUAAGCCGCAUUACUAUGCCGAGCAAAUUAAGAAAAAAGGCGCUCAGGAGCGCCUGACCCUCAACGAUUUAGUUUUCGAAGCCCUCGGAAGCACAGUGAAUCCCUCAGACUUCGUACUGCUCGAAAACGAGAUUAAUGGAUACAAAAAGCAGCUCUGGACUAUCCAUCAUCCUAUGGCGGCUAAGAAGUUCGAGGACGCAUACCUAGAUGCCUCGAAGGGUGCACGACCUUCUAGCGAAUAUCUCAGCGCAAUCCGGACGGCUUUCGGGGUAUUUAGCUACCUAAGCUCACCAACAGUUCACAGGAAGAUGAUAUCAAUCAACAAGAACGUGAAGAAAGAACUCAGCAACGCGGCACAGAUCACUGGCGCUCCAAAUGUCCAGAAUCUGGCGUCGAUGUGGGACACUUUCCUUGAAGACCGAUUUGCCGAAAUAGAUGAAUGGGCCAAAAAAUGGACUAAGGACAGCAUCGACCUAGCACACAAGGAGGUCAAGUCCGCUCUCGCGAAUUACGAAAAGAUGUUCCGCGAGCGCAAGAACGCAGAGCAACAAGCGCAGAAAGGAGCCAAGGCAGGCAAGGGAUCCAAAGGCAAGGGCAAGGCACCCGCCUCGUAUGCCGACGAGCAGAAAAAGAAGCAGAAGACAUUGUCCACGAAGCUAGCUCAACAGGGUAAAGAGCUGCGCGCACACAGAGCGGAGCUACGCACGCUGAAGGCAACGCAGAAGGCUAGCACGAGGAAGUGGAACAAGACUCAGAGAGAGGCGCACCAGAUCAAGAUCGACAACGAGAAGGUGGAUAUCAAGGGGGCAGAAAGGGCAUAUGGGCUUACGCAGAGGGCGAUUCACGAGCUCUACUCGUAUUCGGUCAAGAUGAUCAUCACAAACUUGAAGAAAGACCAGGCACAGUUGCUCAACUUUGAGAGAAAGGUUACGGGUGCCGGUUGA
Molecule: messenger RNA, 1638 nt
Organism: Didymosphaeria variabile
Lineage: Eukaryota; Fungi; Ascomycota; Dothideomycetes; Pleosporales; Didymosphaeriaceae
Exons: 5
Coding region: 1-1638 (545 amino acids)
Source: RefSeq, a predicted model, not a curated record